Lobosporangium transversale is the source of this 2560-nucleotide messenger RNA. RefSeq names its product Dolichyl-phosphate-mannose-protein mannosyltransferase-domain-containing protein. The coding region runs from base 80 to 2404 and encodes 774 amino acids. The transcript has 9 exons. Gene Ontology annotation, molecular function: dolichyl-phosphate-mannose-protein mannosyltransferase activity. The record is from RefSeq and is a predicted model, not a curated record. Lineage: Eukaryota; Fungi; Mortierellomycota; Mortierellomycetes; Mortierellales; Mortierellaceae. Gene Ontology annotation, cellular component: endoplasmic reticulum; membrane. Gene Ontology annotation, biological process: protein O-linked glycosylation via mannose.
CGCUAACAAGCAUCACAGGCUGUCCACGGAUUCUUUUUUCUUUUUUUUUUUUUACGACAGUUGGAGAGUCACGUAAAGCAUGUACAGUGGCGACAUCAAGCGGCGCAAUCCAGUGGGCCAGCUACAACAAGGAGUACCAACACAAGAACAGUCUGAUGAAUUCCAUGCAUUCGAUCCUUAUGCGCCUAAUCCCCUCAAACCUGCAUUUCAGCAACAACAGCAUCAACAAUAUGUAAACUACAGUCGAGAACACCCUUCACAUCGCAAUACAUCCAUUUGGCGUGAAUAUUCUUCCAACAAGUAUAUUCGCUUUUACCAACAAAAUGAUUAUAUUCUGAUCCCUGCCGUCCUUACACUGUUGUCAUUCUGGACACGCUUCAGAGAUAUCAAGGCAGCCGAUUAUGUUGUUUGGGAUGAGGCUCAUUUUGGCAAGUUUGGAUCGUAUUAUAUCAAAGGCGACUUCUACUUUGAUGUCCAUCCACCUCUUGGCAAGAUGUUGGUGGGCCUUUCAGGAGCAUUGGCUGGCUAUAAUGGCUCGUUCCCAUUCGAAUCAGGCGCUACGUACCCGGACAUCAAUUACGGAUUCAUGCGAAUUUUCAAUGCCUUCUUUGGUGCGAUCAUGGUCCCAUUCGCCUAUUUUACUGCUCAGGAACUGAAGAUGUCCAGGACUGCUUGUGUCUUUGCAGCUGUCUUGGUCCUUUGUGAUAAUGCUUACCUAACCAUCAGUCGAUUCAUCUUAUUGGACUCGAUGCUUCUGGCUGCCACUUGCUUUGUUUUGUUUUGUCAUACAAAGUUCCGAAAUGAACGCCACGACCCUUUCUCGCUCGAUUGGUGGCUAUGGUUGGCUAUGACUGGUGUUGCGAUCGGAGUUGUGUCGAGUAUCAAGUGGGUCGGUCUUUUUGUCACUGCCUUGGUUGGCUUGUAUACUAUCGAGGAACUAUGGGACCUCUUUGGCGAUUUAAGCAUGCCUAAGACGACCUAUCUUAAGCAUUGGGUUGCACGCGCUGCUUGUUUAAUUGCCUUACCUUUUGCAGUCUAUGUGGCGUCUUUUGCAGCCCAUUUUGCUAUCCUCAGAAACAGCGGUACAGGCGAUGCUCAAAUGAGCUCGCUUUUCCAGGCUGGUCUUCGUGGAAAUCAGUUUUCUAGCAACCCAUUGGAGGUGGCUUUUGGCUCCAAGGUCACGAUUAAGAAUACGGGAUAUGGUGGCGGACUUCUUCACUCACAUGUCCAAACAUAUCCAGAAGGAUCUGGUCAACAACAGGUGACUUGUUAUCACCAUAAAGACAGCAACAACAACUGGAUCAUCAAGAGGCCUUAUGGCGGUUCAUUGGACUUUGAUGAUAUUCAGAUCCUCCACAAUGGGGACUCUGUUCGUCUUGUUCAUGAAUCAACCGGACGUAACUUGCACAGCCACCGCGUUAAAUCACCGAUCACGACGAGUCAAUGGGAGGUCAGCUGUUAUGGAGGCGAUGAUAUCUCUGAUCCUAAUGACGAAUGGGUUGUUGAAGUGGUGGAUGAACAAAGCUCACUCCCACGCAAUGGGAUCGUACGAUCCUUAUCGACCACUUUCCGUUUGAGACAUAAGAUGCUGGGAUGCCUUUUAACUGCAGAGAACACUAAUCUUCCUCAGUGGGGAUUCCGUCAAGUGGAAACAUUCUGUGAUCAGCGCAACCGUACAUCUUCUGCUUAUUCGAUUUGGAAUGUUGAACAACACUGGAAUGACAAGUUGCCACCGGGUGGUGAUAACGUGUAUAAACCUAGGUUCUGGAAGGACUUUUGGCAUUUGAAUGUUGCGAUGAUGACUUCGAACAACGCGCUGAUUCCAGAUCCAGACAAGGAGGACGUCUUGGCAUCUAACCCUAGUCAAUGGCCACUGCUUGCGGUUGGACUUCGGAUGUGUGGCUGGGGGGAUGACAAGGUCAAGUACUAUCUGUUGGGUAAUCCACUUGGGUGGUGGUUCAGCACGUUGUCGAUUGGUGUAUUCAUGGGAACAUUGGGGUUCUAUGUGAUCCGUCGUCAACGCAAGUUUCAGGAUAUUUCACCGGGAGAAUGGGAGAAUUUUCAAUAUGUUGGCAAGACGCUUGUGGGAGGAUGGAUUUUACAUUAUCUUCCAUUCUGUAUCAUGGGUCGUGUGACGUACUUGCAUCAUUACUUUCCAGCGCUUUAUUUUACAUUGUUACUGUUGAGUUUUACGCUGGAUCAUUUCUUGAAUCGACCUCGGGUGAAUGCGCGGGUGAGGACGAUUGUGUGGAGUGUACUAUUUACCUCAAUUGUGGCGACAUUUUUGUUCUUUUGGGAUGUGAGUUAUGGUAUUCGAGGACCUGCUGCACCGCAGAUGAACAAACGUCAAUGGCGUGCUGCUUGGAAUAUUAUUGAUGAUCACAAACCGAAUACUUUUAUUUAGUGGAAAAAGAAAAGAAGAAGAAGAAGAAGAAGAAGAAGAAAAAAGAUACUUGAUAAUCAAUAACAAUAACAUAGUAUAAAUGCAUAAACUCACAUGAUAGUGAACACCCAUUCAACUUGUACUUUACAAGUUGAAAAUAUUAUUAUAAUAAAAAAC